Messenger RNA from Sesamum indicum (sesame), 1408 nucleotides. RefSeq names its product peroxidase 42. Gene Ontology annotation, biological process: response to oxidative stress; hydrogen peroxide catabolic process. The record is from RefSeq and is a predicted model, not a curated record. Lineage: Eukaryota; Viridiplantae; Streptophyta; Magnoliopsida; Lamiales; Pedaliaceae. Gene Ontology annotation, molecular function: heme binding; peroxidase activity.
UUGUCUGCAGCUUCACCCCUCAUCUCAACAUUAUUUAAGGCACUGGUGACUGAUACUUUCGGAAGAAAGCACAAAACUAUUGAUAAUGUCUUCCAAUUCCAGAGCUCUCUUCUUCUUCUCCUUCUUCCUUGCAAUCCUCUACUUCUCAGCUUCUGCAGAAAAUGAGGGGCCUGGCCUCGUUAUGAACUAUUACAGGGACUCCUGCCCACAAGCUGAAGAUAUCAUCAAGGAACAAGUCAAGCUUCUCUACAAGCGCCACAAGAACACUGCUUUUUCUUGGCUCAGAAACAUCUUCCAUGACUGUUUUGUUGAGUCAUGUGAUGCAUCCCUAUUGCUGGAUUCCACGAGGAGGAUGUUGUCGGAGAAGGAGACUGACAGGAGCUUUGGUAUGAGGAAUUUUAGGUAUAUUGAGACCAUCAAAGAAGCUUUAGAGAGGGAGUGUCCUGGAGUGGUUUCCUGCGCUGAUAUUCUUGUUUUGUCUGCAAGAGAUGGUAUUGUUGCACUUGGAGGGCCAUACAUCCCACUCAAAACAGGCAGAAGAGAUGGUAGAAAAAGCAGAGCAGAUAUACUCGAACAGCACCUGCCAGACCACAAUGAGAGCAUGAGUGUUGUUCUUGAGCGGUUUGCUAACAUUGGCAUUGACACUCCUGGAGUUGUUGCUUUGCUAGGUGCUCACAGUGUCGGCCGAACCCACUGUGUCAAACUGGUUCACCGUCUGUACCCUGAAGUGGAUCCGGCGCUCAAUCCUACCCAUGUUGAGCACAUGCUGCACAAGUGUCCCGACGCAAUCCCAGACCCUAAGGCUGUGCAGUACGUGAGGAACGAUCGUGGCACACCGAUGAAACUCGACAACAAUUACUACAGAAACAUAUUGGACAACAAGGGCUUGUUGAUUGUGGAUCAUCAACUAGCCACAGACAAGAGGACAAAGCCCUAUGUCAAGAAAAUGGCCAAGAGCCAAGACUAUUUCUUUAGGGAGUUUGGUAGAGCCAUCACCAUUCUCUCUGAGAACAACCCUCUCACUGGCACAAAGGGUGAAGUUAGAAAGCAGUGCAAUCUUGCAAACAAGCUCCAUUGAAAUCGCCUUUUGUUUUAAGCAUCUGUGAGGAGAAUGGAGUGAGCCUGAGAAAAUAAAUUAAAUGCAUGUGGGCUUUUCAUCUCUAGAUAUUGUGGUUUGUUUCUUCUGGCAAGAAGUGUGUUUUGUGGGAGAGAGUGGCAAGAACGUGGUGAUGGCUAUGUUAAUUACUGCACUGUUUUUAUUGAUGAUUUCCCCUUUGUGUUAGGGUGUGGUUGAUGGGUUCGGGGAAUGUUGUAUGUAAGGAUUGGAGGUGGUGAAUGUUAAGACAAGUUUACGUAGAUCCGGCUCUGGAAGUGGAAUCCACUGAAACGGUUGUUCGUCUCGAGAAAA